UAAGGUUAAAUGGAAAAAUGAAUGCUUGCUCUCCUUCUGUUGCUGUAGCUCUAAUGCAAGUAAUUUCACAUAAGCCAUCUGAGGCAGCACAGCAUGAUGUGAGGACUUUGGAACAGGCAAAGGGCGAUGGGAAACAGCAAGCCACUGAGGAGGGCUCCUCUUCACACGCAGAAGAAGAUGGCAAAGGAAGCAGCGCAAACCUCAGGGUAAAAGAUGCACCUGACCGCUCUGUAGGAGAUGGUUUCGCUCUCGAAUUCUCGGCUAUAAAACCGGGCAUUCUUGCAGACAUCAAAUUCGGAGGAUCUGGUUCCUGCCCAAAUCUUCCAUGGGUUUCUACUACUGCUCCAGGUCCAAAUGGCAGGACAAUUUCCGGUGUUACUUACAGAUACAAUGCGAACCAAAUCAGGAUCGUUUGUGCGUGCCAUAGUACCAACAUGUCGCCUGAAGAGUUUGUUCGGCAUGCUAGUGAGGACCCUGGUAAUCCAGAGGGCGGUGCUGGUUUGGCGACGUUUCCGAACACCAAUCCUGCAGCCUCAGCUCAGAGCUGAUUCUGUAGAAAUGCAUGUUCAAGUAAAGAGUGUUUUUUAUUAUUAUUGAGGAAUAUUCUGUGCGAAACUUGGUUCUGUGUGGGGCAUAAGCCUUCUUUCUCUCCCUACUUUUUCCACUGUACUUGUUGAGUUAAACAUGUUUGUUCUACCAGCAAAGUAAGUUCUGCAAUAA
Morus notabilis is the source of this 720-nucleotide messenger RNA. RefSeq names its product ninja-family protein mc410. The transcript has a single exon. Gene Ontology annotation, biological process: negative regulation of DNA-templated transcription; jasmonic acid mediated signaling pathway. Gene Ontology annotation, cellular component: nucleus. The record is from RefSeq and is a predicted model, not a curated record. Lineage: Eukaryota; Viridiplantae; Streptophyta; Magnoliopsida; Rosales; Moraceae. Bases 18 to 548 code for a protein of 176 amino acids.